CACGCGGAGCCAGCUAGUGAUGGGCAUUCCGAGUCUUUUCGGUGAGCCGGCUGGCCCAUUUGGCUCCGUUCACGUAAAAAAAGCCGGCUAAUUUGGCUCCCAAACGGGUCUUUGUUCAAAAUGCUUAAAACUUGAACUAGAACCAUGAAAAAUCGCAAAUCUACAAUGUAAAGCUCAAAAGGUAAGAUACCAUUAUCUCAGAUUGUGAAAUGCGCGUUCAAAUAUAUUUUUACCUGGCCAAAUGAUUCGUUUUUGCGUGGACCAGAUUCAUGCGCUCUCCCCACUAUUUAUUGUUUCUGUAGUGAGGAUUCAAAUUCUUUAGGUAAUUAUUUUGUAACGUAACCGUAGAAAAAUGUUUGAGCUCAAAAAGCAGUAGCUGCAGUAUGCUAAUCAAGGAGCCAAAUUAACGAGUAUUUCACUGAUACGAUUCGGUUCCCAAUCUUAACCAAAAAGAUAUUUUCAAAAGAGCCGUUCGUUCGCGACGCAUAAUAAGAGCAAACGUUGACGAAGAAGGAACGGUCCUUCAGUUUACUGGUUAAAUCGGAGGACUCUGUUUUUCAUUAUUAUAUGCCUUCUGCGUGUACCAUCUUCAUCUCCAUUUUCUUCAAUCCUGCCCUUGCAUGACCUGUGCUGUCUAGGCUAGAAGGCAUCGGCUCCCUGUUCUAUUGUGUGUCCCUUGUCACAAUGUCCAAUGAACCUUCAUCUAGAUAUGCUGCUGCAAUAUCAGCCCUUUCCCUCAGUUUACCUGCUGUUAACCCCAACCCAACCCUUACCCUCGGUUCAUCCACUGCCCCCAACCCACCGCUUACCCCUAAACCCUCUCUUAUCCCCAAAUCACAUUUUACCUCCAAAUCCCUUACCCCUAAACCACUAGUUGCCCCUACCCCCAAACCACCCUUUGCCAUCAAACUACCCACUGCUGCCAGCCCAGCCCCUUUAAAUUCAUAUCCCCCUUCACUUGAGAUUUUGGGAUCAGAUGAUGAGGAACAGGAGAAUCCAUCUGAUUACUGCAUAGGUGGGUACUACCCGGUGGAAAUUGGAGAGAUAUUCAUUGACCGUUACCAGGUGGUGAAGAAGCUGGGAUGGGGCCACUUCUCUACUGUGUGGCUAGGCUGGGACAUGGAGAAGAGGCGUUUCGUGGCUCUGAAGUUGGUAAAGAGUGCUCCAACCUUCACAGAGACCGCUUUGGAUGAGAUCAAGCUUCUGAAAUGUGUAAGGGACAGUGAUCCAUCUGACCCUAAACGUGAAACUGUUGUGCAGCUUAUUGAUGACUUCAAAGUCUCUGGAGUCAAUGGGGAGCAUGUAUGCAUGGUUCUUGAAGUUCUGGGUCACCAGCUGCUGAAGUGGAUCAUCAAAUCCAACUACACUGGCCUUCCCCUGCCCUGCGUUAAGAGCAUCCUUAGACAGGUUCUUCAGGGCUUAGAUUACUUGCACACUAAAUGCAAGAUUAUCCACACAGACAUCAAGCCAGAGAACAUCCUUUUGAGAGUGGAUGAGGUUUACGUCCAGGAGCUGGCAGCAGACACCAAGCUAUGGGAGCUGCCAGUGUCUUCUGCUCCCACAAGCUGUUCAGCAAACACCAGUCUAAGAGAAAAGCAGAUUGUAUCAAACUUGAUGGGGAAAUUGACGGUGGCUUUCCAGGCUCUUGGGGUUUGGACUGGGAAGGUCUCCAGGAUCCCGAUGGCCAGGUUGUCGAGGAAGGAGAAGAAACAACUACAGCCGCAGAAGGGCGAGGACACUUUAGUUGGCCGUCAGAAGAGGGAGAAACCUCAUGUGUCAUUCUCUAAUAUCACCACUCCCUGUAGCAUCCCUAAUUCCACCUCGUCCCCUAAGCCUUCAGGUCCUGUGCAUACUACUUGGAGACGGACCCUGCUGCAUGAAGAAGCAAUGGGCUCUGACAGCAAGGAGUCGGCCUCGUCACCGAUGGAAGAUGCACCAUCAUUGACUACAAUGUCUCACUGUUCUAGACAAUCUAUAGUGUUACAUCAUUCUACCCAGAGAGACAACCUGCCCUCAUCACCAUCACAUGGGUUAAGUGAAUCAGAUCUGUUGGUGAAUCUUCUGAAGCCACAGAAUGCUGAUAAAAUCAGCAUCAAGAUUGCAGAUCUGGGAAACGCCUGCUGGGUGUACAAACAUUUCACAGAAGACAUCCAGACCUGCCAGUACCGCUCUGUUGAGGUCCUGAUUGGGUCUGACUAUGGCACUCCUGCAGACAUCUGGAGCAUAGCCUGCAUGGCGUUUGAGCUGGCUACCGGGGAGUAUCUGUUUGAACCCCAUUCAGGGGACAACUUCUCACGAGAGGAAGAUCACAUUGCUCACAUAAUUGAGUUGCUGGGACCCCUUCCAUCCCAGUUUGCCCUCUCAGGGAGAAACUCCAAGCGAUAUUUCAAUCACAAUGGGCAUCUGCGGCGCAUCUCAAGGCUGAAACCGUGGAGUUUGUGUGAGAUCCUUCUGGAUAAGUAUGAGUGGCCGCGGGAACAGGCAGUCCAGUUCAGUGCUUUCCUCCUCACCAUGCUGGAGCCCCUCCCAGAGAAGAGAGCCACCGCUGCCCAGUGUCUGAAACACCCCUGGAUCUCCUUAUAGACACAAAGCCACCACCGCUGCCCAGUGUCUGAACCCGAUCUGGUUCUCCUCAUGGAUACAGAGCAGUCUCACCGAUGACAGAGGUUACACAGGUGACACAGCGUCAAACAGGCUGGGACAAGUGCCUUAAUAUGAUGUUUGAAUAGUGGGUAAUGGCUGAUAUUCAGCAAGUGUUAUUUUUUCAGCUGAUCUUCUGCAAUGUUAUUUUUCUGUUUGCUCAGGGAGAGCAGUCAACUAUCAAUAUAUUUUGUCUGAUUAUUUAACACCUUUGAUGUAAAGAAAAUAACUUUUGAUUUGGAGAGAUAUGCCAGAUGGCCAGUCUGCCCCUGCUGGGAAAGCUCUAUUUUUGUUUUUGAGUUUCAUUGAAUAAAUGUUAUUUGUUUAUACAAGGCUUUCAUUAUCUAUCACUUUUCUCUGAAUAAUAAGAUAAAAAAGAUUUUGACAGAAUUAAUAGAAAUAGGGUUAGACAUUGUGUUAAUUUAGCCAAUUCAUGUAUGAAUUCAGAAUACUCUAUGGCUGCAUUUAGACAAGCACCCCAAUUCUGAUUUUCUUUUCACUAAUUGGUGAUUGGUCAAAAGACGAAUUAGUGGAAAAUGUACGCAGCCUAUGUGAUUCACCUGAAUCCUGUCAUAAGACCAGUGGAGGCUGCUGAGGGAGGAAUGCUCAUAAUAAUGGCUGGAAUGCAGCAAAUGGAAUGGCAUCCAUUAUUUGAUGUAUUUGAUAUCAUUCCACCAAUUCCACUCCAGCCAUUACCACAAGCCCGUCCUCCCCAAUUAAGGUACCACCAACCUCCUGUGCAUAAGACCUAAUGGAAUGACGAAGAAGCAGUGGCUUCAAAGGGGAUUAGGAUACUGUUGAGUAGGGCUCAACACUGUAGCCCGGUCACCCAGUCCAUGCAGGGUAAGCCAUACCUCCCCUGUUUUCACUGCUUCCUUCUGUGCCGUCCCUUCUUUCUGUGUGAGUGUGCUGUGAGUAUGUGUUGAUGACUGAAAGUGUGCUUUAGUGAGAUCUCCACAGCCACACAUUCCUCUCAGUUCACAUUAAAGUGGCAAUCUGCAGUUCAAACAAUAACAAAGCGGCCACCCAGCCACCAAUGGUCAGUCCUUGUAUCUAAAGCUCUCAAUGAGUUUGAGUGGUUACAUUUCUCCAGCCCCCUCCCUCAGCUGUUUACCUAAUCCAUGUUUUAAGGCUAUACAGUGUUUGUUCCAAUUUACAUUGUUUACAAACAAAGGAGUAAAACAAGCAUAUAUAGUUUGUUCUGAUGGGGAACGACAGCUCAUGAUGCAUCAAUAAGUUAUAUUCUUCAAAAAAUUAAUGGGUAUACAUCAUUCAUUUAAAAGUCUAAAAAUUGAUGUAGGAACUGCAGAUUGACGCUUAGGGAGGGGUUAGUCUCAUGAAAAUGUGAGUGUGCGCUCAUGUGUGAGACAAACUGCACAAACUGCAGGUGUGAAACAGUUUUAUGGUGAGAGGCAGCAUCAAGAAGGAAGAAUAUCACCACCCUGAUUGGAGACAGACGAGCUUCAGAUGGAAGUGAUCCCCACAGCUAUGCAGUAUCAUGGAAGACUGGCACUACUGUGGCAUGAUGUCAUCGUGGAGCGUGCUCUUGACACUUUGACCCUGACAUCACGUCCUCAGGCAGUGCAGAGGAAAGCCGCUGUGGUAGACCCCCAGAGUGUGAUCACAGCCAUCGACCACUUCUGCAAACAGAGAAUGGGCCAUGAAUAUGGGCGAGGAGAAAGGCUCCAUUCCGGACUCUGUGGUCAAUGAAGUGAGUCCAGUUACUGUCUUGGAGUUAGGCACUUACUGUGGGUACGCAACAGUGUGAAUAGCUCGCCUAUUACCCCCUGGCGUCAGUGUCAUUACCUUGGAGUUCAACCCAGAUUAUUCUGACACUGCUCGUCAAGUCAUCAGAUGGUCAGGACUGGAGGAGAAGGUGCAGCAAGUGGAGGGAGCCUCAGGAACUUGGAUCCCUCGAUUGAAGGAGCAUUUCGGGGCCCAGGCGUUUGACUUAGUUUUCCUGGACCACUGGAAAGAUCGCUACCUUCCUGACACAAAACUUCUGGAGGAGUGUGGUCUCAUACAGAAAGGCACAGUGAUGCUGGCAGACAAUGUCAUCUGUCCAGGAACCCCUGACUAUCUGUAGUACGUCUGCAACAGCUCUCAAUACAACAGCCACUACUACAGAUCACACCUGGAGUACACUAAAGCAGAGAGCGUCCUGGAGAAGUCUGUGUUCUUAGGGUACUAGCCAAACAGUGAGCCUCUUGCUUUAAAACACUAACUCUCUCUUGAUAAAACAUUUUGGGUUAGUUUCAAUUCAAAGUGCUGCCUUAUGACAUGCUGUAACUUACUGUGCUAAGCAUUUCUUUAUCUGUAGAACUGAUGUUAUCUAGAGUAAGCAAAUAUGUCUUUGAAAAACUAUUUCUACUUGUGUUUUGACAUUGUCACAAUGCUGUCUUGCUAUGCAAAUGAUGAAAAUACCAUCAGUUUUAUAGCUACAGAAUUGCAGUAGUGUGAUGUCUUUUUCAAAAAUGGAUUUAAUACACUAGGUGGCAGUGGUGUGCCUUUUUAGAUAUUCAAUCAGACAACUGAAAAGCAGCAUGCAGUGGUCCCGUCAUAACUUCAUAGCAUUUAUAGCCUUCUUUCCGAUGUAGGUAGACAGAAAAUGGUCUAAAGUCUUACACCAUAUCUAGCAACUUAAAAUAAUUAUUAAUAUUUUGUUUUGACACUGUAUCAGAUCUACAUUGAGUCAUUUAAGGUUCUGUGAGAAAGGUCUAUGUUGCACUGCUUUAAACUAAUUUUAUAGAUUUAAAUCUUUGAUUUGAUAAAAUCCAAUGGGCAUUAAACAGAUCACUAAGGUAUUAAGUCGGAUAUUAACAGUACUGAUUAAUGUGACUUAUCCUGGAGAUGCUAUAGAAAAUGAUCACAUCUAUACAGUAGAGAAACAAAUGCACCAGAUGUACCUGAUUGUGAAUCACAGUAUUGUUUCAGUUGAUAGAAUAUGUCCCUUACAUGAUAUUUCGACAUGUGAAUUAACAGGUGUGUAUGAGAAUGUAUGAAUCAAAUCAAUGCCUUUCUAAUCUCCCCUGCAAAGUGACGGAGUGACGGUGUUCCAUCAUAAAUGGGGGAGGGACUACAUAUAGAACAUGCUGCAUAAAAAUAUAUAGGCUAGUCCACCUAGGGAUUUCUUCACAGACGCCCGCAUGAUAAUCCCAAUCUGUGGCCAUUAGUGCACUGAGAGAGAAGAGGGUUCGGGAGAGAGAGAGGGAGGGGGGUCAACAGAGAGAGGGGGAGUGACAGAGAGAAACAGAGAGCGAGAGGGGGAGAGCUUUUAAGGGAUUUGGCAGUGAUUUGUCGAAUCUCAGUGGCGUAAUGUGCUUUUUCUACUUUUUCUACUGAUUUAGACAUGAUGCUAUACACGGAAGCCUCGAAAGCCAACGUUUUCAAUAUGUUUUUAUGAACUAAAACAAUUUUUUUUUAUGUUAUUGAACAAUUUGAGUCCAUUACAGUUAUUUUGGGAAAAUAAAUAUAACAUCUGAGAUGUUAAUAGAUUUACUUUUCGCUAAAACAACGAAGAAACGGGCACUGAAUAUCAUCACAUAUUAAAUAUGGGAAUAGGCCUAUUUGGGAAUGAUGGCGUGAUGGGUCAAAUCAAGACUGGUCCAAAUGGAAUGCUCAGGUAAGCAGUCAAUUCUUAUAUUUAUGUACAAAUAUAUGUCACAUCUCUAUUUCAAGGCCUUGCAGAAUUUGUGUAGACUUCAGGCCAGUAUCCAACACAGUUUUUUCAUUGUUUGCACAAUAUUGAUGUGUGCAUCAAAUGAUAGCAUGUGAUGUUUGGUUGGAUGAUAAUCAUACAACUAAGAUAAAAUGUUGUUUUGCAACAACAAAAGGUUUAAAGGUUUAAUUAUCCUUACUCUGUGAAACAUAUUUGCACAACAAUAUUGUAAUUUCAAUAUCUUUAGUUGGUUAUGUCUUAAUAACCUUUUACUGCAGUUGGCUAAAUCAGGGUCACACAGAGUGUUUCUUGGUAGUCUUAAACAAAUCUACUUUGAAACAAUAGUAUACACCUCACACACAUGGUUAUGGGCUUAAAAAAGACACAUGUACCAUGUCAGAUAUAGAUUUGUAAUGUAUUAUAUUUUGAGUUUGCAUUCCAAUGUACCACUAUAUACAUCACAAAAGACUGAAAUAUAACAAAACCGUUUAAAUUAACAAAGAAACACCAGAUUUUUGGCAGCUUCAAAAAAGAAAAGUAUAUUAAUUAUGAUUUUUUUUUUUUGCAAUAUAACAUUACAUCCUUGAGGCCACUCAGUCAUUUGAUUGCAAGAAACGGGUACACCAAAUAUUUUACCAAUUUUCAAUACUGUUAUAACUUAUUCGGAUCUCCCCCUCACAUAGUGAAAAUGUAAGAAAAGUAAGCUGGAUAGGCAGUCAAACUGUGAGCUAUAUUUCAGUAUAUAUAUUCUUAGCGUCAUAUCGGGAUGAAAUUCCUUGUUCCUUACACAAGUCAUAUUUUUUAUCUUGAACAUGCACCUUAAUUCUUCUAUUUCUCUCACCCCUAUGUCUCCCUUAUGUUUCAUUAAACCUAAACAGUAUUACAGAACAUAAUGAAAAUAACAUAAAACACAUAUACUGUAUCUGUCCAUGUUCGCUUUUGUGAAAUAUUUAUGCAAUGUUAUUACUAUGCACUUUGCUGCUCUCUUGGCUGUGUUUUACUUGUCCAACCCUUUUCAUACAGAUAACCUUUACUCA
Oncorhynchus mykiss (rainbow trout) is the source of this 7335-nucleotide messenger RNA. RefSeq names its product SRSF protein kinase 3. The record is from RefSeq and is a predicted model, not a curated record. Gene Ontology annotation, cellular component: nucleus; cytoplasm. Gene Ontology annotation, molecular function: protein serine/threonine kinase activity; ATP binding. Gene Ontology annotation, biological process: spliceosomal complex assembly; peptidyl-serine phosphorylation; intracellular signal transduction. Lineage: Eukaryota; Metazoa; Chordata; Actinopteri; Salmoniformes; Salmonidae.